AUGGCGGCGGCGGAGCCCGCGGUGGCCGCGCUGGCUGGCUGUGGUGUGGGCUCGGGGGCGCCGUCGGGCGGCGUGCCGGUGCUCUUCUGCUUCUCGGUGUUCGCGCGGCCCGCGUCGGUGCCCCACGGUGCGGGCUACGAUGUGCUCAUCCAGAAGUUCCUGAGCCUGUACGGCGACCAGCUGGACAUGCACCGCAAAUUCGUGGUGCAGCUCUUCGCCGAGGAGUGGGGCCAGUACGUGGACCUGCCCAAGGGCUUCGCGGUGAGCGAGCGCUGCAAGCUGCGCCUAGUGCCGCUGCAGAUCCAGCUUACGACCCUGGGAAACCUCACACCUCAGAGCACUGUGUUUUUCUGCUGUGACAUGCAGGAAAGGUUCCGACCAGCCAUCAAGUAUUUUGGAGACAUCAUUAGUGUGGGGCAGAGAUUGUUGCAAGGAGCUCGGAUCUUAGGAAUUCCAGUUAUCAUAACAGAACAGUACCCCAAAGGCCUUGGCAGCACCGUUCAAGAAAUUGACUUAACGGGGGUGAAGCUGGUUCUUCCGAAGACAAAGUUUUCUAUGGUGUUACCAGAAGUCGAAGCCGCAUUAGCGGAGAUUCCUGGCGUCCGGAGUGUGGUGUUGUUUGGGGUAGAAACACAUGUAUGUAUCCAGCAAACUGCCCUGGAGCUGGUCGGCCGAGGCGUUGAAGUACACAUCGUUGCUGACGCCACCUCUUCAAGGAGCAUGAUGGACAGGAUGUUUGCUCUCGAGCGUCUUGCUCGAACCGGGAUCAUUGUGACCACCAGUGAGGCCGUUCUCCUCCAGCUGGUGGCUGACAAGGACCAUCCGAAAUUUAAGGAAAUUCAGAACCUAAUUAAGGCCAGCGCUCCAGAGUCUGGUCUGCUUUCCAAAGUAUAGGCUACUUGAAGGAUCGGGAUCCGCCCCCCUCCAGGUGAUGGGACUGCAAGCCAGACAAGCUCACAUCUCUACUAGAAGUAACAGCAGCUCCCCCAUUGCAGCUCUUAGUAACACUUAACCAGCUAGACCACUGGGUACAAACAAGUGUUUUAGUAACAGCGUCAAGGCCUCAGGUGCUGCUUCUCUUCUUUGUUUCCUAAUGGGCUUUUAUUUACUAAGACGAAUUACCAUGGAGGUGCCUGUUUUGUCUACACUGUACACUCUGACCAUGUCUUUCCAAAGUGCACUCCCUCUGGU
Acomys russatus (golden spiny mouse) is the source of this 1191-nucleotide messenger RNA. RefSeq names its product isochorismatase domain containing 1 (gene Isoc1). Gene Ontology annotation, cellular component: cytoplasm. NCBI's taxonomy places the organism in Eukaryota, Metazoa, Chordata, Mammalia, Rodentia, Muridae. The record is from RefSeq and is a predicted model, not a curated record. Bases 1 to 894 code for a protein of 297 amino acids. The transcript is spliced from 5 exons.